CAUUGAGUGACAAGAACAGCAUGGUCCCUAUGGUGCCUGCAAGGCGGAUUAGGAAGCAGUCUAAGUCGUUGGAUGCUACAAAAAGGUGCAAGGAACUUUGCAUUCAUCGGGCGUUCAGGUGCAGACAAACCAAGAGCAAAGUCGUUGGUUGACCAUCUUGAGAGCAACCACGCCAAGGUGUUUGUCAUCCGGGGAGAUGUCACAUCUCUGGAAGAUUGUAAAGCUUUGGUUCAGGCCAGCUUAGCAACAGGCAAGCCCGUCGGUGGUCUUAUCCACGCAGCGAUGGGACUCCAUGAAUCCCUAUUCAGCCGCAUAUCGCACGAAGCCUGGCAUACGGGAGUUCAGCUCAAAUGGAUGGGAACCUGGAACUUGCACAUGGCCAUUAAAGGUCACGAAUUCCAUCUGGAGCCCGAGAGCCCUUGCCGCAAAGUAUUCGCCUUGGGGACGCC
Molecule: messenger RNA, 449 nt
Organism: Pseudomassariella vexata
Lineage: Eukaryota; Fungi; Ascomycota; Sordariomycetes; Amphisphaeriales; Pseudomassariaceae
Exons: 3
Source: RefSeq, a predicted model, not a curated record